AUGUUGACAUCAUCUCCUUACAAGAGUGAACUAGAAGACCUUCAUACUAAAAGAAAGGUUGUCACGAAGAAACAAAAGAAAACCACAAACAGCACUGGAAAGCUGAAAGUGAAAACAAGACAGAAAGGUAAAGUAAAUAAAGAAGAUACAAGUGCCUCGGACAGUGACGAAGAUGAUGCGGAGUGCUUGUAUUGUGGCAGUCUGUAUUCACAAUCAUCAGAAGGAUGGAGUUAUAAUGCCUUCCUAGAAGAGAAAGAAAGUAGAGAGAAAAAAAAGUUACUGGAAGAACAGAAAGAUCUAGAAAGAAAAGCAGAAGAAAAAGAACAACUAGAGAAGUUGAAAAAUCAGAAAAGAACAAUUGAAGAGGAUGAGCAAAAGUUGAAGAAAUGUAGGAAGGAAUACAAAGAAAUUGAAGGAAGUGGCUUAACACUUCUGGAUGAAGCAAAUGAAAGACUCAUAAAAGCACUGAAGAAAAGAGACUUCAAAGAAGUUGCAUUGGCCCAAGCAAUGAUUGAAGGGGCUAAAAAAGUCCAAGUUCAAGCUGCUGAAACAAAGCGUCAAUUGGCCCCAGACUGCAUGUUUGCAGAGUUCGUGACAGCGGAUGACAACGUUGCAGUUUGGGGUACACAAGAUGAUGAUUCCGAUGACGUCAAGGGGCAGGAGCCGAGCGAUGAAGAGGAGGAGGAGGAGGAGGGGGAGGGAGAAGCAGAAGAGCCAGAAGUUGUGCCGACGUCCUCAAAGCUGGGGAUGUCUAUGAAUAUCUUCUGA
Molecule: messenger RNA, 768 nt
Organism: Bacillus rossius redtenbacheri
Lineage: Eukaryota; Metazoa; Arthropoda; Insecta; Phasmatodea; Bacillidae
Product: glutamic acid-rich protein-like
Exons: 3
Coding region: 1-768 (255 amino acids)
Source: RefSeq, a predicted model, not a curated record